This is a messenger RNA of Danaus plexippus (monarch butterfly), 1044 nucleotides long. RefSeq lists its product as uncharacterized. NCBI's taxonomy places the organism in Eukaryota, Metazoa, Arthropoda, Insecta, Lepidoptera, Nymphalidae. The record is from RefSeq and is a predicted model, not a curated record. The coding region runs from base 126 to 866 and encodes 246 amino acids. The transcript has 6 exons.
UAGGGGGACCGGUGCAUUCGCUGAGACAUUCAAAACCAACAUCUGCAGGUCUCAAACGCCUGCGACGACAAAUAUAAGUGUAUACAAACUUAAUAUAUAUUACAGUUUUUGAUAUUUCCUUCACGAUGCGUUUAAUUAAUUGUGUUUUAAGUGUUGCUAUUUUCGUGUUCUAUAUUCAAAUAUCGAGUUCCGAGAGGGAGGCCCUUGAAAUACAAAAAUUAUUCUCGUCGUGCAAAAAAAGAUCCAAAGAUUUCGACGCAUGCAUUAAGCGCGCUUUCAACAAACUACGGCCAUAUUUCAACAGAGGUAUUCCUGAUAUGGGAGUAGCGCCGUUCGAUCCACAUUUUGCUAAGGAAGUGAAGCAAAUCCGUAAUCUCUUUGGCAUGGGCUAUACGCUGACCCUACGUGAUGUCUUUGAAAGAGGCUGGACACAAUCAACUGUCACCAAGUACAAAACCGAUUGGGAAAAUCAACAAAUUAUCUACUCACAAUAUUUUCCGGAGAAGUGGCUGGAAGGAGACUACGAAUUUAAGGGUGACGUCUUGGGCUUGGACGUAUUGCGUUCAGGACGGUGGAACCUUACAUUGAGAGACUAUUCUCAAACCACUCGCAUCAAACGUAACGGUGGAGGAGUCGAGGUGCACGUGGAAGUAGACCACAUUGGAGACAUGGACAUACAUGUUGGGAAUUUACUAAGAGGCAGAAGUGUUAUGGAGAUGGUAUUGGAUCGCAUCAUCAACGCCACUUGGAAGCCGGGCUUCGCGAUGAUCCGUCCCCUCAUCAACGACCUCGUCAGCACCGCCUUCACUGACAUCUGGAGCAAAUCAUUCAGGAACUUCCCCAUACAAAACUUCAUACACGAUUAAGUUAGUUAGUAGUCAUUAGUUUAGACUCAUCUCGUGCCAGAUUAUUUACCUCGUAGAUUAUCUUAUACAUGUUCUAUAUCAAGGCUAGUCGCUACGUCGUCGAUGACAAAAAAAUAAAAAUACAUUUUAUAUUACAUAUCUCAAUAUCAUAUUUAUUAAAAAAUAUAACCUAACUAUA